UACCAGGACCCCGUGGGGCUGGGAUGCGAGCACUACUUCUGCCGCCGCUGCAUCACCGAGCACUGGGUGCGCCAGGAGCCGCAGGGCACCCGCGACUGCCCUGAGUGCCGCCGCACCUUCCCCGAGCCCACGCUGGCCCCCAGCCUCAAGCUGGCCAACAUCGUGGAGCGCUACAGCGCCUUCCCCUUGGACGCUAUCCUGGGCGCCCAGCGCAGCUCCUUCCCCUGCAAGGACCAUGAGAAGGUGAAGCUCUUCUGCCUCACUGACCGUGCCGUCGUCUGUUUCUUCUGUGAUGAGCCGGCCAUGCAUGAGCAGCACCAGGUUACCAACGUGGACGAUGCCUUCGAGGAGCUGCAGCGGGAGCUGAAGGAGCAACUCCAGGGGCUGCAGGAGAGUGAGCGUAGCCACACAGAAGCUCUGCAGCUCCUCAAGAAGCAGCUGGCUGAGACCAAGUCCUCAGCCAAAAGCCUGCGGGCGACGAUCGGGGAGGCAUUUGAGCGGCUGCACCGGCUGCUGCGGGAGCGGCAGAAGGCAAUGCUGGAGGAGCUGGAGGCUGACACGGCGCGCACGCUCAGCGACAUCGAGCACAAGAUCCAGCGCUACAGCCAGCAGCUCCGCAAGGUCCAGGAGGGCACCCAGAUCCUGCAGGAGCGCCUGGCCGAGGCGGAUAAACACGUCUUCCUGGCCGGCAUGGCCUCCCUCUCUGAGAGGCUGAAGGGAAAGAUCCACGAGACCAACCUGACCUAUGAGGAUUUUCCCACCUCCAAGUACAUGGGUCCACUGCAGUACACCAUCUGGAAAUCCCUCUUCCAGGACAUCCAUCCUGUGCCAGCAGCACUGACUCUGGACCCCGGCACUGCCCACCACCGCCUCAUCCUCUCAGACGACUGCACCAUCGUGGCCUAUGGCAACCUUCACCCACACCCGCUGCAGGACUCGCCCCGGCGCUUUGACGUGGAGGUGUCGGUGCUGGGCACCGAGGCCUUUGGUGCUGGGGUGCACUACUGGGAGGUGGUGGUGUCUGAAAAAACCCAGUGGAUGAUCGGCCUGGCCCACGAGGCCGUGACCCGCAAGGGCAGCAUCCAGAUCCAGCCGAGCCGCGGGUUCUACUGCAUCGUGAUGCACGACGGGAACCAGUACAGUGCCUGCACCGAGCCCUGGACGCGGCUGAACGUCAAGGGCAAGCUGGAGAAGGUGGGCGUCUUCCUGGACUAUGAUAAGGGGCUUCUCAUCUUCUACAAUGCUGACGACAUGUCCUGGCUCUACACCUUCCGGGAGAGGUUUCCCGGGAAGCUGUGCUCAUAUUUCAGUCCUGGGCAGAGCCAUGCCAACGGGAAGAAUGUGCAGCCAUUGCGGAUCAACACUGUCCGUAUCUAAUGGGGGUUUUUGGGGUGACCCCCACCCUGCCAGGUGUUUUCCCACUCCAGGAACUGGUCCCGCUGUUGGGCAGGAUCUGGCAUUCCGCCCACUUCUCUCAGUCCUGUGCUUCCAGGGAAUCCCAGUGUGGGGGGCUGGGACAUGGCAAUAAAGGAUUUGGAGAGAAGGGGCUGGGUGAUGGAGAGCCCCAGGGAGGGGUGCUGGGCUGGGCUCGGGGCACCAUGGGGUGCCAUGGCAGGAGCCUGUCACCAUGCUGGGGGUGCCACACUGUGUCCUGACCAGGUGUGUGCUACUGUGCCGUGGUGGGCUGGCCCAUGGCAGGGGUCUCUCACCAUGCUAGGGGUGCCACAGUGUUGGGGGUCACCAUGCCAUGGGACAUGUACUGUGACAUGUGUGCCACAUGUACAGCACCAUGCCCUGCUGUGCCAUGCCGUGUGCUGUGCUGGGCCAUGCUGUGCCACACUGUCCCACCCCUGGGCAGGGCUCCAUGUGUCAAUGUAGGGAACACUGCGUGUGUUGGAAUGUACAGGAAUGGGAUCUGGGCUGUGUAGGGUGGGCUGUACAGAGGGUCUGAUAUAUGGGGAGUGGGCUGUAUACAGGAGGUGGUACAGAGA
Cyanistes caeruleus (blue tit) is the source of this 1991-nucleotide messenger RNA. Lineage: Eukaryota; Metazoa; Chordata; Aves; Passeriformes; Paridae. The record is from RefSeq and is a predicted model, not a curated record.